AUGAUUUCAUCAUCUCCCAUAUGGAGACUGACUUCAAAGUCACUCGCGAGGCUUCCUUGUGUGUCGAAGCUAUGGUCAUCAAUGUUCAUGACCAAGUCCACGGCUAAGCCGCGCCUCUUAUUCGCCAUUGAAGAAAACGACUGUGGUGUGUGGAGUUUCUUCUCGUCGCCUCAGCUGGAUAGUCCAUAUGAGAAUACUUCGUCGACGACUCUUGUAGCAGCCGCCAAAUUUCAUGUGAGAUUCUCUCCAGCCCGGCUACUGAUCAGUCAUCAUUAUGACCUAAUGUUUUUUUCAUGUGGCUACGACUCUGGCUUGUUACAUAUGUAUGGUUCUCGAUACCAAGCUAGACCUAUGAUAUGUAACCCCAUCACAGGACGGUAUGCGAUCUUACCCGAACGGUAUACUUACCGAAAGGCGUAUAGCUUUUUCGGGUUUGACCCGAUUGAGAAGCAAUACAAGGUAUUGUCCAUGGCUUAUCCAUUUGGUCCUGGUCGUCAUAAAAUUCUUACAUUUGGAAAUGGAGAUAUGGGAUGGAGAAAGAUUAAGUGUCCCUUAAAACAUGAAGUUUCGAGUGAUGGGGUACGCAUCAAUGGGGUUUUGUACUAUUUAGGUGACUCAAGUAAUUGUACAGAUGGUAAUGCUGAAAUGUAUUAUCAUGUAAUAGUUUGCUUGGAUCUUAGGUCUGAGGAAUUCACAUUUAUUGGCAUAGAUAUGUUUUGUAAGUUGAUAAACUACAAGGGCAAAUUAGCUUUGAUUUAUUGGGAGGAUGAUCCAUUCAUUUAUAAGUUUUCUAGUGGUACGACGGAUUCUAAUGAGUUGCAUCUGUGGGUUCUAGAGGACGUUGAGAAACAGGAAUGGUCGAAACAUACUUACACUAAUUUGAGGUAUGACGAUUCCUUCCGUCGUGAGGUUUCCAUAGCUGGAGUGACUGCUUUGGGUGAAAUAGUUUUUUCGAUGCGCGAGUAUAUACCUGAAGAACCGUUUUACGUUUUCUACUUUAAUCCCGAAAGGAACACUCUCCAACGUGUUGAGAUCCAAGGUUUUGGUGAAGCGACUAAGGAAUAUUGUCGUGUUCGCACCUUUGUAAACCACGUAGAAGAUUUUAAUGAUAACCAGUUAGAGCAGCUCAAGUCAGUCCAUCCUCCAUUGAAGGAUUCAGAAUAUGUAGAACCAUCAGAUUCAGAAUCUGACUGA
Messenger RNA from Capsella rubella, 1194 nucleotides. Its product is annotated as F-box protein At2g15640-like. Lineage: Eukaryota; Viridiplantae; Streptophyta; Magnoliopsida; Brassicales; Brassicaceae. The record is from RefSeq and is a predicted model, not a curated record. The transcript has a single exon. The coding region runs from base 1 to 1194 and encodes 397 amino acids.